Messenger RNA from Colletotrichum godetiae, 852 nucleotides. Its product is annotated as short-chain dehydrogenase/reductase. The transcript has 3 exons. The record is from RefSeq and is a predicted model, not a curated record. Bases 1 to 852 code for a protein of 283 amino acids. NCBI's taxonomy places the organism in Eukaryota, Fungi, Ascomycota, Sordariomycetes, Glomerellales, Glomerellaceae.
AUGCCGAUUUGCAUUAAUACAGCCGUCAACUUCAGCCCCGAGCGGGACAUCCCCAGCUUCGGGGGUCAAGUCAUUUUGAUCACCGGCGCAAAUUCGGGUCUUGAGAAACAGUGCGUCUUAGAAUUUUCUCUACACAAGCCAGCAAAGAUACUCCUCACCGCGCGAAGCCUCGACAGGGCCCAAGCUGCCGCAGACGAGAUCAAGCAGCAAAUUCCCGGCGCACCCAUCAAACUGCUUGAACUUGACCUCGGAUCUUUCGAUUCUAUCAAAAAAGCCGCGACUGCUGUGCUCUCGGAAACAGAACGCCUUGAUAUCUUGAUGGAUGUGCUGAACGCUGGCAUCAUGGCAAUACCACCAGGGCUGACCACCGAGGGCUAUGAAAAGACCGCAGAGCGAGAUGCCAAUCCUGACGUUCGAGUCAUCUCAUUGUCUUCUCAUGGUCAUGCCUAUACCUCCAAGGGGAGGAUUCGGUAUAACAAUCUCAAGACAGAGGCAGAGCCGCUAGGUCCUCAGGAGCGCUACUCUCAAAGCAAGCUGGCAAAUUACUCGGAACUCAAAGUCACAGCUGUUCAUCCUGGCGUCGUCAGCACCAACUUGGCGGCUAGCACGACUAGGUCACCGAAAGCUAUGCAGUACUUGAUGCAAUUUGCGAAUCGGUGGCUCGUCUAUUCCGUAGAAAAGCGCGCAAGGACCGAACUCUGGGCGUCUGUCUCGAGAAAAGUCGAGAGUGGAGAGUACUACAAGCUUGUUGGAGUUUCGGGAUUUGCGAGCGAGGACGGACAGGAUGAUGAACAGGCUAUGAAGCUCUGGGAGUGGACUCAAACAGAGCUCCAGGCGCAUGGCGCUCGAUAG